Messenger RNA from Oldenlandia corymbosa var. corymbosa, 7252 nucleotides. Lineage: Eukaryota; Viridiplantae; Streptophyta; Magnoliopsida; Gentianales; Rubiaceae. The record is from the annotation of a GenBank genome assembly.
CUUUCUUGAACCAGCUCAUCUCUCUCUCUCAAAAUAGUGAGUGUGAGAGAGGAAGAUGAUGAAGGAAAAAAAAAAGGUCCACAAGUCUGAGCUGUCUGCAAAGGAAGUAAUGUGGCUUCAUUUAAGGUUUGAAUGAACCCCUCCCUCUCUUUCCCUAUUAGCCCAUCUCCAUAAUCUGCUUCCAUCAUCAUCAACCAUUCACCAUUCACCAUUUUACCUGUCUUUAUAUUGAACUUUAUACAUCCAUAUGAAAUUACUACCAUAAAUAUUAUCUUCUCCCUCUAUAUAUAUUCAUCUACAGAGUCUAGAAGAGAAAGAGAGAAAGAAAGAAAGAGAGAGACACAAAUUAAAAAGGUCCCUUUUGAUUUUGAAGGCUGCAGCUAACUGUAAUGGCAGCCCAAAGGAGCAGUAGUGGUAGCAUUACUCCAUUAAUGCUCCAUUUAUGCUGCUGCUUCUUCCUCCUACUCAUAGUUUCACCAUUUUCAACUAUCCUGGCUCUGACACAGCAACAAGAGCUGGAUCGGAUUAUAUCACUUCCCGGCCAACCAAAGGUCUCGUUUGCUCAAUUUUCUGGCUACGUUACGGUCAACGAGAAGAAUGGCAGAGCUCUUUUUUACUGGUUGACAGAAGCCAUUACCAGCCCUGAGAAGAAGCCUCUUGUUCUUUGGCUCAAUGGAGGACCAGGGUGUUCAUCUGUGGCUUAUGGGGCCUCUGAGGAAAUCGGACCAUUUCGAAUCAAUAAGACAUCUUCAUCACUCUUCCUUAACAAAUACUCUUGGAAUACAGAGGCAAAUCUUCUGUUUCUGGAGUCUCCAGUUGGUGUUGGUUUCUCUUACACAAAUACAAGUUCUGACCUCAAGAACUUCGGUGACAAAAGGACAGCUCAGGAUGCUCUAAUUUUCCUAGUUAGAUGGUUCUCGAGAUUCCCUCAAUACAAAAAUAGACCUCUCUACAUUACAGGGGAAAGCUACGCAGGGCAUUAUGUACCCCAGUUGGCCUUGAAAAUCCUGGACUACAACAAACAGUUUCCCAAAUCAGCCAUCAAUCUUAAAGGGACUAUGGUUGGAAAUGGUGUAAUGGACAACAAAUAUGAUAGCUUAGGAACAGUUUCAUAUUGGUGGACACAUUCCAUCAUAUCAGAUAGCACAUACACAUCAAUCAUGAAAUCGUGCAAUUUCUCGUCGGACAAUUCAUCGCAAAAGUGUGAUGAUGCAGUAAAUUAUGCGCUGAAUCAUGAAUUUGGCGAUAUUGAUCAGUACAGUAUUUAUACCCCAACUUGUAGUUCAGGAACACCAGCAGCAAACAAGCACAUGAGGCUGAAGAACAGUCUUUUGCGUCGAAGGGCAUCUGGAUAUGAUCCCUGCACUGAGAAUUAUGCUGAAAAGUACUAUAAUCGACCAGAUGUUCAGAAAGCCCUUCAUGCAAAUACUACUGGGAUUCCAUACAAAUGGACUGCUUGCAGGUACUACUAAUUAAACCAAGAAUGCCUAAUCAUUAAUUUAGAUGAACAUGUUUAUGAAAAUUCGCUCGAUACUCAAUUCUUUUCUGUUUCUGGUCUGUUUAGUGAUGUGCUUAUAAAGAACUGGAAGGACGCUGAUUUUUCAAUGCUGCCAACAUACAAGAAGUUGAUCGCAGCCGGUCUAAGAAUUUGGAUCUUCAGGUACAACCAUCCAACCUUUUUUUAGAAAGAAAAAUGAAUUGGCCCAGCAAGAAUCGAACCUCGAUCGACCUCCUGAUAAUAACCAUCUAUAUUCUAAUCUCCUGGCACGACCAUCGAAGUUAAUUGAACUCAAGACUUUUUCAAUGUAAAAGACCAAAGCAAAAACUAAAGCACUAAUAAGUUUAAUAAGCAUACUAGUAAUUUUGCAAAUACAUAUUUUAGACUUUAGUUGGAAGUUUUCUUGAAAACUUAACCUCAGAGAUUUGCAUCCUGUUUUCCGACGACAUUGCAGUGGGGAUACAGAUUCAGUAGUACCAGUCACCGCCACAAGGUUUUCACUGAGCCAUAUGGACCUGAAAGUGAAGACAAAAUGGUAUCCAUGGUACCUUGGUGGACAGGUUGGAGGCUGGACAGAGGUUUAUGAAGGAUUAACCUUUGCAACCGUAAGAGGGGCCGGACAUGAAGUCCCUUUGAUUCAACCAGAGAGAGGUUUGGCUCUGUUUCAAUCAUUCUUGGCAGGCAAAAAAUUACCAAAUUCUUAACCCCUUUUAAUAUAUCAUGCAACCAACACAGAGCUAGAAUUCAAUGUCUUUUAGGGGUAUGAUCAAGCAAGCAAAUACUAUAUAUUGUCCCAAAAGUAUGUUCCCUAGAUUCAAAUAGAAUAGAAGAAUAUGAUUCAUUUUAAGGCCUAUUCAUGAAUAGCCAAAAUUGUAGCAGAGGAAAGGAAUAUCUUUGGAAGAAAGAAAACAAAGUUGAUUUAACAGCCUCGUCAAAUUUAAUUGUAAAUUGAAAAUGGAAUAUGAGCUGUUGUAUGAACAUUUUAGAUUAUAAUAAUAAUAAUAGUAGCUUAUUUGAUGUUUAUCUCGAUGCGUUUAUCAAUAGACCGGUUCACAAAAAUCAUUUACCCAACACUGUGAAAACACAAACAUAAAUGAGAGAUGCAAAAGGACUUACUUGUUCAUCCACAAAAAGUUUAUAAAAAUCUUCAUCUAAUCACCUUGCGAGCACUUCUAGUUAGACCAUAAAAACAGAGAGAAAAAAGAGGCCAUCAUUACAUAACAGAUUUCUAGCACAUUUCUAGCAUUAAGAACAAGAAUGCUCCAUCCGUUUUUUUAGGCGGCACCUAUUAGUACUUUAUAGGUACCUAGGUUAUUACUGCGGGGUAGAACCUAAUAUGAAGAGGACAGUACUACUAGGGGGAGACUCUACUCACGUGCGCUUCUUGUUCGGACUACAAUGGCAGGCCUUCUGCCCGCUUAAACUGGCUGCUGGUGAGCUACAUGCAUCCUCCUUCAACUUCUUGCUUCCUGCAUCCGCGGUAAGAAACGAACCUUCAACCUCGCAGUUAAAGGUAACCAGCAGGGCACGACUCGAUUCCUCUUCAUCCCCUCUUACAUGUUCUAAUUGGGAUGUAUAACAUCUGGAAAUUCUAAUCUAUUCAUCAAUAUAAUAAUAGCAAUAAGACUGCAAAAGAUGUGAUUCUUUCAGAAUAGUUCAAAACCCAAGAACAGCAAUAGAAGAAACUUGCCUUUAACUGGUACCAAACUGAACAAUGGAGCUCUGUUGUUAAAUUUUAGACAUGUAAUCAUGUUCCACAAAAAGAAUCCCUUUCUCCCAGAAACGCAAACAAGGCCAUUGGAAGUACCCAACAAUGUUGCAAUCACACGAUCAUCCACGAGCAAGAGGGAAUUGCUUCGUAUCAAGGUUAAAAACCAUCAUGUCAAUCAUACAUCGAAAAAUAACCCAGCGAUGAGCAUAGUCAUCUUCUCUGGAAGACUUUGUGAGGUGGGGCUUUGAUGAAUUUUUGGCAAUGAAAUCAAAGUACGCCAGAAAUGCAUACGCACCCUGAAUCAAACUAGGGCUUUAGCAGGGAGCCAGAUGAAUGUCUAAAAAUUAUGUCUUUGUUUAGGGUUUUUGGGGGAUUCUUCCAUGGAAGAUCCCCGAUUUCUUGCUUUGGAUGCGAAGAGGAAGCAAUUGAUUUGUAGAAUUUCCAUAUCGGCGCCGUGAAAGAAAUGAAGAUAAGUAAAUAUGAUUUGUAUUUGUGAAGUUGCAGAACAGUAUCAUUUGGCCAGACUUCGGGUGAAUCAUAAGGAUGUUGUUUUGCGACCAGACAUGGCCAGAGAGUCACAGGUUUGAAACUAGAAUAUGGAUGUAUACAGACAUGUCUAGACGUUAUGAAAUAUGGAUUUCGUCAAACUGCCAAAACUAGAAGAGUUCAGUUCUUUGAAUUCAAGAAAAAACCCAUCUUCAACCCAAAAUGAAAUACACAAAAAUAAAAACGAAAAAAUAAAAUAAAAUAAAAAGCAAACAAUACAUUGGAGAAAAUCCUGAUCACAUAAUGUUUCCUAUGCCAAAAUUGGUCAAUUCUUCUUUUUAUACUAAAAGAAAAAAAGUUAAAAUAAAAACCAAGAUCAAGUGUAUCUGCCUACAAUUCCUCCACUCUAUAUUUUCUGGUCUUGGAAUCCUGCUGCAUUAUUGCUUAAAUCCCUCACCGAGACCUGGAGGCAUUCCCAAACUCUGGGCAAGAUCGCUCAUCCUCUCCUUCAUGGCCUUAAAAAUUUAUAGUGGAACAAUACUUAGACAAAAGAGCAAGUCUGGGCUUUCAAGGCCCUUUUCUUCUAUGUUUGAAAAACCAUAAACAUGUUCAAGUCAAGGGACAUCAUCUAUUUUUUGGAAUAAGAUCCUUACCAAAACACUCUUCUGAUGAGCAUCUUUGUAUGCCUCGGUGAUCAAAAGGGAAAGUUUCUGCACAAAAAAUAGUGUACAAAUUGUCAUUAUGUUUCAGUCAUUUCUCUCUAAUGCCAAACUGUGCAUAUUAGGAAAGGAUAACAUAUAGCCCACUCAACCAUCUGAAGAGAAAUCAGUGAAUUGUCAUUGAAUGGGUACAACAGUUCAAAUAAGAUCAACCGCCUACGAAUAUAAAUGUCUAACUUUAGAUGCGAUAAGGGAAAUUCUUUUUUUUUUUUUCUACCUAGCCACUAGAGCAUAAGUUAUUAACCAGCCACCAGUGAAAUAAUCGAGUGUUCAGGACAAUGGUGCAGAUAAUCAAUCAGUUAACCAUCAGAAAAAAACAAUAGAAGCACAUUAGAAACUAGACAGUUACAGCAGCAUCUUCUUCAAAAAGUGACAACUAGAAGCACCAGGGAAGUAAAAGGGGAAAUUCCAGCGGUCCAGCUGUCACUUAAAGGAAGCUAAUGUGUCCCAGUCCCAACAAAAACUGUCACCAGAAGCUAAGUAAACAGAGAACUUAAUGCAGGCGCAUUUAAUCUGAACAAUGCCACUAGGACAGACAGAAGUCAAAUACUUGCAUGUAGUAGACAAGGUAUACUGCAAAUUAGUUAGGAAUAACUUGGAUUAAUUGUGAUCUGAAAGUGCCUAGUUCCAAUCUAAGUACUGUAAAAGGUAUAAGACUUAGUAGGGAGAGGAAUUUUACAGAACUAUUCAAGGUCUUAGUUCACACGAGGCAAACAAGCUGUGAAAAGUCAUCUCAUCGAGAAGAAGAACAAAAGUCGAACUUUUUCAAAUUCAACUGAAGGUCAAACUUGUUUAGAAGAUAAUCUUCAACAGUAGAAAAUAAGAGUUUCCAAAGGCGGGCGAAAUAAAAGCCAUGUAUGACAUUGCUAUUGUGUUAUAGUAAAAAGGCCAAAAACUAGAAACGAUCCCAAAGAGCUUUCACCUGAUAUUACUGAGUUAUGACUUAAGAGAAGAUAAUCUCAUGUUCGGUCUGGAUCUAAGGUGUUUACCCCUAUCUUUUUGCCAAACUUUUCUAUAGGUUUGAGCUAAGGAGCCAGAUAAGAUGCAGGAAACCGAUAUAUGCUCUCCAAACUCCUAAAGGAGCUUCUUGGCUCGUAGCAAAAAUGACACCAUCUUGUUGGUCAAGGUAGCUUUUUAAGGAAUAUUUCUCUUUUUCUUACACACAGUACACAGGAAAAGCAUAUACAACCCGACCCUUAUACGCGGAUGGAUGAUGAUCUGAAGCAAAGACUAAAAUGCUUCCAUUGUAUUAUUACUGCUGAUUAAAGAACAAAUAAGCAAUUUUAGCAUUGACAUGAAGAGAAAAGCAUUGGGAGUUGAAUGAAAGUUCAGAUUACAUGAGCUUCUGCUUCAAGUUAACAAGGACCUAUUAAUAUCUUGGAUAGUUCAUGCAACAUAUACCAGCAGCCAUCUUUAACACCUAUACUUGACCAUGCCAACUUAGAUACCAUUUUCAUAUUAAUACAGAAAUACAUGUAUAGCCACAAAGGCUAGGAGCUUGCCACGUCUAUUCAAAAGCCUAUCAAGAAAAGUAGAGGCCAAAAGGAUUCACAAACAUCUGCAGUGAAAGGGCUGAGUAUAAUAUGAUACUUACUUCAGACCCCAAAUCCAUUGCAGCCUCUGUGAUUUCAGUACGUACUGGUUGUUGGUUCCCUGAUAAAGUCACCUGAAAGAUAAUUGAACUCCAAACUUUACCUAAAUCCUCACAAACCAGUAAAAUGUAAGCUAGAAAUUCUCUAGCGCAUGCUCAUCCAGGCAACAUACUGAAAACAUGGAAGGAGGAAAAAUUACACCAGAAAGUACAAGAUCAUACUAUCAUGUCAGUAGGAUACUGUAUGUGGCAAGGGCUUUAGGUAGCUUAGUCACGCAAAAACAAAAGUGCCACAAAAAUCAAAAGAUUACAGGCGAAACCGCAGAACUUUGUUUAAUAAGAUGUAGUAGGUGCAAACUAAUUCUCUGGCAUACUGUUUUACGUUCGAGUAAACCAAACACAAAAGGCUUCACUUCUCCAUUUUUUUGUUUUACCGGUCUGAGGACCAAAAGAGAUAUGUUUUAGCAGUGUUAAAUCAUCAAAUUAAAGGCUACGGCAUUUCUAAGCUCACCACCUAUCCUUAAUAUGACUUUCAGAUAUUGAGAAGACACUUUUGAUUAUAAACUAAGCCGCCUUUUUUUCGUUCCCUUUUAACAAAUGUUAACAAUGACAAUGAUAUCUUAGGCACAUGGAUGUUGAGUUUAGAGAGGAAUGAAACAAGAAAAGAAAGUGGUAGAUCUAUUAUCACACACUACAACCUUUUUCAUAUUACUUUUCCACCCAAUCCAUCUCUCCCGUGCCUUCAGUAAGGUUAGGCUUGACAGUUGGACACCAACUAAAGUUCAGAACCAGAGAUCCAUGAAUCAAUUUUCAUGAGAUUAAACACAAACAUAAUUUUUCGCUCAACAGUUAAAAAAAAGAGAAAUAGAAGAAAACGAUUUCCUUGAUGUGUCCCUUUUUGGGAGAGAAAGGAGAACAAGAUGUUGAAGUUUACAUAAAAUCCGGAAAGAACUUAAAAAAGAUCAUAAUAUGUUUACAGAUACUAGGACCUCAUCCCAUAAUUUUCUAUAAAGUUGAAGCUAUGGGGUAACAUACCUUGACGAGUUCACCUUCACAAUAACCAUCAAACUCUGCUCUGCAAAAAGAACACAACAGUAGCAAAAGUAAAUAAUAAUGAUAAAGUUGCAAACAAGCCAUGAAAUGUGGAGACAUCCUGAAACUUACGCAGCAAGUUCUUUUUGGACGCGUACUGCUUCAACUUGAACAACCAUUUGAGCCUUUUUCACAGUCUCAUAUAAAUUUUGCAU